Messenger RNA from Ochotona princeps (American pika), 5433 nucleotides. It is a transcript of the gene C13H10orf71, whose product is annotated as chromosome 13 C10orf71 homolog. NCBI's taxonomy places the organism in Eukaryota, Metazoa, Chordata, Mammalia, Lagomorpha, Ochotonidae. Gene Ontology annotation, biological process: positive regulation of calcineurin-NFAT signaling cascade. Gene Ontology annotation, cellular component: Z disc. The record is from RefSeq and is a predicted model, not a curated record. The transcript has 3 exons. The coding region runs from base 338 to 4567 and encodes 1409 amino acids.
UCUCUAUCUCUCUCUCUACUGGGAAGGCCUGAAGCCCCAGCGAGCCAGCGAGCCAGCCGGGGACAGCGGAGUGUGGAAGAUGAGCAGUGAUGCAACCCAACAGAAGCAUGCAAAGAGGUUUGAAAACUGCAAGUCUUAAGGCCCAGCCAGGCGAGGACCUGCAGCCCCUGCUUCUCUAACAGAGAAAAAUACACCCUCCUCCCACCACCUGGUACCUGCACCUGCACAGGGAGACGCUCUGAAUCUGCCGGCUGAGGACUGUACCUGACCCUUGCCAGAAGCACUGCCCACACAGGAGCCCAACAGUGGAUGGAAACGAUCUUCCCAGGGCUGACAGAUGAUGCAGGGAAACAAGAAGUGCACCGACGGGUUCAGUGACUCUUCCAGCAUCGGCAGCGUGCUGGACGAUGCCGACAGGGAGGUGAGCAGCCUCACAGAUCGGGCUUUCCGGAGCCUGUGCCUCUCGGAGGGCGCACCCUUCCACGACUCCGAGCUGGGCCUGUCCCCGGAUUCCACCUGCCAGGUGCUGGGCACAGUGAGCCACACCCAUCGCAAAAGUGGCCUCUGGAGCCAGCUGCCAGCACAGGGCACAGAGCAUGCAGGCUGGGCAGCCACCUUCCAACAGCUACCCAAGUACGUUCAGGGUGAGGAGAGAUACCACAAAAACAGCCCCCCACUCACCCCGGCCCAGAGAAGACUGGAGGUGCCAGUUGCAGGCCUAAGGAACAGCGCCAAGCCUGGCUCCAAGGUCUCGACUCUCAUCAAAUCCUUCGACAGGCCUGAGAGCCAGCGCGGCGACAGCCGGCCUCCUCCCAGCAAGCCCCCUGUUCUAAAAACCACCCCCAAAUUCGCCCCUCUCCCAGACAGCGGUGUCAACUUCUGCUUCGAUUCUGCCUUCCUGACUGUCAGAAGGGUGCCCGCCGAGGCAUCCAGCGCCCAUCCGAGCAGCCACCAGCCCAGCAGGCAGCUCGGAGACAGUGAGACCUCAGAGAACACUGACGUGGCCUGUCCUGGCUCCAGCAGCUUCCUCCCUAGUCCGGACGCUGCAGCCACCUCAUCACAGUUCCCUUCCCCACCCCACAAGCCGGCCAAGGGGGAGCCUGGAAGAGCUCCAGAGUGGGCACCCAAGGGGACCUUCCUGCACAGCGAAAACAGUGCCUUUGAGUCAUGGAACGCUCACCAACCCAGGCUGCUGGAAAGAAAGGAAGCCACUGAGCCCACACCUGAACUCAGAGCCUCUGCGUGCCACCAGGACACACCCGCUCUGCUCAGGGAGCCCCAGUCCCCAGAGCACAAAGUGUUCCCCUGCCCAGUCCGAGUCAGCAAUGGUCAGGAAGGCAGCAGACUAGCCACGGGUGCUCUGCCAGCCUCGGGACCCUGGGGGCUCCAGACUCCAGGAUCACAGGUGUUCCCGAUGGAGGGAGAGGCUUCGGGCUCACAGCCCGACCCCCAGGUGAAAUCCACCCAGCCUCCAUGGAGAAAGCCAAAGGUGGGCAAGGGAGGCAAGACAGGCCUGCAGGAUAGGCCGGAAAGAAAGCAGCAGAGCGGCAGGGGUGGGGGGCUGCCCCUGUACCCCAAGCACAGCCCCCAAGGGCAGUUUCCAGAACCUGAGGCUGCUGACACCUCCGGAGACCCCAAUCAGCACUGUGACCCUCCAUUCAAUAUCAGUAAGCUCCUGACCCCCAUCAUCCCCACCAAACAAGUCCUGGACUCCUCGGCCAGCCGGCCACCAGACACGAGCCCCUCCCCGCCAGGCCAGCUCAAUGGCUACCAAGAGAAGGAGCCGGAUGAGCAGCCAGCACGGGACAGCUACAAGUCCAAGGCACCCAGCCUGCUAUUCAACCUCAAAGACAUGCGGAAGCGUGUCAAGAGCACCUACAGCCCGUCGCCCCUCCUGAAAGGGCUGGAUGAGCAGAGCAGGAGCAAAGCUGAGGACGGCCAGGGUGAAGCCCUGAGCAAUGGGCUGCUACUCCCUAACGGCCUGGAGGAGGGCUUGGCCGACGCUCCCUCUGCAGCGCCCCCUCGCGCCCAGAAAGAUUCCCCAGCCCAGCCCAGUGAGGCCUCCUCCGCAGGCAGCUAUGCAACCUUGGGCUUGCCUCUUGCUCCUGCCAAAGCUCCAUUCUGCGCCAACAGGGAGAGGAGCAGCGAUGACAAGUCACAGACGGAUCCCACCAGCUCCAGCUUCCAUCCAGACGCUAGGGAACGCCAGCCCAGGAAACACCUAUCCCUGAAGCUCUGUGACACACAGGUUGAAGCUGCCAUGGCAGAGCGAAAGGAGCCGCAGCAGCAGCAGCUGGAGAACGGGCUCCCAAGAUCCAUCUCCCAGGACACAGAGUCCGAGAGAGAGCUGGGGCUUCCGAAUACCCCGUUGACGCCAAAAUUCUCCCCGGGGCCCCUGUCACCUGAAGAGGAGGACGUGUUCUACAGUGACAGCCAGUCUGAUUUUAUGCCUGGCCUCAAAGGCAAGGCCAAAUUCAGCACCAGCUCUUCAGAGCAAUCCUUUGCUUCCUUUGACGACCAGCAGAAAACAUGGUUUGUCGCUGCGAGCCAGCGGGAGGAUAGAAUGGAUGAUGAUGAUGAAGGCAGGAGACCAGGUGAUGGUGAGGAGAAGCAGAAUGCGGAAGGCAGCAGGGAUGGGAAGGAAUGCAGGGAAGAAGGCCGCCAGGAGGAAGUGACCUGGAGAGGAGACAAGAGCAGCAAGGCAACCAUGGAGGAAGAGAAUGCCAGGGGCUCUGGCACGGAGGUGCUUAGGGACACAGGCCUGACACACGCCAAAGGCCCCAUCCCUUCGCCACUGUCUGCGGCCAACAGGCACGUCCUGUUUGCCAUCAAGGACAACACGCUCAGGGCCACCCCGGUCAUCAGGCCAGUAAUGCCGCCUCUGUUGAGGACUGUGUCCUCUGAGGACUCCCUGAGCAGUAGCCACAAGGGGGAAGACUCGCCCAGGCCAGGGCGGGCCGGGGAUGCUGGGCUCCGGACCCCUGAAGGCCAAGAAGGGAUUGGCAACUGCUGCACCCCCACUGCCUCCCAGGACCUGGAGGACAUGAGCCAGAUGCCCAGGGUGCCCAGGAGAGAGCCUUCUCAGAGGGAGCCAGCAGAGGAUUUGCCAGCUCUACCAUUGGUGGGAGAGCUGGAUGGGAAGAAGCCAGCCCCAGAUGCCACCCACAGGGUCCGCAGGAGCCAGGUUAGUUCCACAGAGGCCGAAAGGCCAGCCAGGUCAUGGGACAUUCCCACCAUCACCCUACCAGAGGGCGACCUGGGAGAUCAGCCCCCACCCCCACCACCCCCUCUGCCACCUGACACCUGCUGGGAGGAGCAGAUGCAAAGUUUCCAGAAUCGCUUUUUGGCCACACCCAGAGGUGGGAGAAGACAGAUUCCUGGGGAGGCGGCCAUGGCGGUGAUCUCCCCCAACCCCAGCUCCUUGGGGGACAGCAGUGCAUACUCCCCCGCCGCCAGUAGCGUUUGGGACGAUGCUUCCCAAGCGCCCAGCGAGCUGGGGCUGCUGUUCCAGGAGCCCUCGCGAGCCAGUCCCUGGGCCAGCCCCGGCCCUGCCAGGGUCACCCGGCGCGAGGACCUGACGCACGCCCUGGCAUGGGAAGCGACCGGAUCCGAUCCACAAUUCGAGGCACCCUCCGAAGACCUGCGGACGCUGUCUCCUCCUCCAAGAGGCGAGUGGCUGGACACGGCGACCUGCAGCGCCGCGGGCGCGACUGAGAGGCCAGAGCCGUCUGCACAGUCCCUGCUGCCACCACCACCACCAGAGAGGGCGACUGGUAGGCCCCCCGCAGUCCCACCCAAGACCGAGAAGGCCCUGCGGCGCGCCAAGAAGCUGGCCAGCAAGCGGCGGAAGGCCGACGUGGCACAGGAGAAACCGGUCGAACGAGGGGGUGCGGAGGACUGGACACGCACCGAGCCAAGGCCGCCUUCCCCUGGAGACAGAUCCCGACCCCGGUUCCCAACGCUGCGCUCCCUACCUCCCCCCGCGCACCGUCACUCCGUGUCCGGCUUCCCAGAACCCGUGGGGAAAUGGCGUGGGGGUAUCCAGGUCCCCACGCCCCUGCCCCCGUUCUCCGCCACCCGGAAGGUCCUGCAGGACCCCCAUUCAGGAGAGUACUUUGUCUUCGACCUGCCGCUGCAGAUGAAGAUCAAGACUUUCUAUGACCCUGAGACGGGCAAGUACGUCAAGGUCUCCAUCCCGACCUCCGACGGGGACUCCCCCGAGCCGCCAUCCGCAGACGCUAGGGCGGCCCCCUACAUCUUGUACCCAGGCUGCCGGCCCGUGCCCGUGACCGCUCUGAUGCCACUGCGCUGCUCCUCCCAGCUGGCCGCUCCCACCUUUCUCCUCCAGGCCCCACGCGCCAGGCCCCAGAGUGCGGACAAGGACGAGGAGCACGCUGGGCUGCAGCCUAGCGCUGGGUCUCGGGAGGAGUCAGCUCUGCAUGCGCCACCUGCCCAGGGCUUCCAGGGGCUGCCCAGGAACCCAGAAGGGGCAGGCGCGGAAGCUCCAGACCUGGGCAUCAUCUCCACCGACGAUCUAGAGGACUUCGCCACCGAAGGCGUUUCUUGAGGGUCAUGGUCCACCCCCCGGCCCCGCCCCACUCCCCACCAGAGCUUGAGCCCCAGUUCCCCAGAGCAGUGUAUGAGGAGUGCACGCACUCACCCACGAAGAACACCCAGACAGCUGCACACACUCAGCCAUUUUGUGCUUUCCCCCGGGGCCCACCAGCAGGUGCUGGUUCUCUGAGGGAGGGGCCUGCUUACAUAGUCUGCUCCUUCUAUGUCUCCUCCUUUAGGCAACCCUUUCACUGUCUCUUCCUCUGGCCCUGUCACUAAGGUGGGUGGGACGCCUGGCAGCCGCCUUCCAAAAAUGCUUGGGCUGCUACUACAGCAAAGCUGCCCCUGGUCAGGGUCAGGGAGGCGUGCUGGGUGAAACCCUGAGAAAUGCUGAACCUUGCUGUGGGCCGGAAACACCCCUCACCAAGCAGACCCCCCACCGGGCCUGCACACCCUCUGCCCACCGUCCACUCUCCACCGCAAGGGUCAGCACGGCCCAGGAGUUAUGGGAUCUGGGCCCCAGCUGGCUUUAGGAUCUGGCCCAAGGCAUGUCCCAGACAUGAUACACACACAAUGGGUUUUCUUUGCUGGGAGCCCAGGUCUCACAAAAUGAAACAAGGUUGCAGGUGCGGUUUUGGCCCUGGCCUCCUGUCAUUCUUCUGGGAGCCGAGGGGGUGGCAUUGGGGGCUGGAUCUCUGCCCUCCAGGCCUCACCCAGAAGCCAUGGCUCUCUGGAUGUUCCCUGCCCCCAGCACCCAGGGUAGCCCGUGGAGCCCUGCUGAGCCCCUCUACGACUGUCCCCACCCUCUGGAGCCAGGCCCACCAUGGUUAUUACUAGGCAGACAGAGAUGGAGGAAGACCCUCAAGAAUGGCCCAGGGA